This is a messenger RNA of Heterotrigona itama, 4584 nucleotides long. The record is from the annotation of a GenBank genome assembly. NCBI's taxonomy places the organism in Eukaryota, Metazoa, Arthropoda, Insecta, Hymenoptera, Apidae.
AUGGUAUCCUUGACAAAAAGUAUUAACUAUUAUUUAUCUUAAACGACGUAUUUAUCUUAAACAGUGGUUUCAGUUUUCUAAGAUUUUCGUACAAACCCAUCCAUGAAUAUAGGCAAAAGUAGCAGAUGGCCACCGAAGAAUAAGCUCGUACGAAAUCAGCAAUAUUGUCAACAACAGCAACAGCAGCAGCAUAUUCAGCAACAAUUAUCCUAUAACCCGAAACCUUUGGUACUGUAUGAUCAAACAACGAACAAUGCCCCACCACUUGCACCGACUACUUCGUUUUUAAUUGCUUCGUCAACAUACACGCACGGCUCAUUUUCUGGAGAUCAGUAUAACAAUUCUGGAGUCACGUUGAUACCGCAGCCGUACUUUAAGCCCCCGGAUGUACAAACAUUUUGCUUGAUUCAAGAUCGACAAAAUAUUCAACAACAAGAGCAACCAUCGCAUAGCUCGUAUUAUAAUAUCUCAAACACUUGCAACUUACAAGCAAUUAACAGUACUUCAGCAUUUCAAUUUCCCAAUCUCGGUCCUUACGCGGCUACGGCAAAUUUCACGAACAGUCAAGUCACGGGUCCCGUUCAAACCAUAUACUCCAAUCAAAUCUUCCCUAAUCCUCCAGCGAAUUUAGUUUAUGGUAGUUUACAAAGAGAUAAACCUGUCGUUUCUUCUGCUACACUCGACAAGAAAAGCAAGAUACCUACAGUUAACACGUCACAAAUCACGCCGACAUCAUCUGAAAAUUACAACGAAUGGCCAUGUCAAGCAAUCACCUCUCCUUUUAACAACUUAUUCAGCAUAAAACCGAAUGCAGACGAUGAGACAAACCGAGAGAUCAUCGCAAAUUCUUUGGAAAAAACCACGUCGGACGUAUCUACGAAAACCCAAGAAGAACAUUAUUCCGACGAAUCGUCGGCUAGCUUCGAUUUUACAAUCGAAGCUGAGAAAAUGGUCUCGGCGCUUUGCAACAUAUCUUCGAACGACAUUAACAAAGAAGAAACGAAAACAGAGAAGUCGAGUUCAACACCGUUGUUUAACGGAGCUGGCGAUACCGCGUCGAAUAAAAAUAGUUGGUUUGCCGAAUUUUGUGCAAACUAUGGAACUGGUACCUCGAUAGCUAUUCAAACGGACGGACCGUGCCUCGAUAGGACCCAAUAUCCAGAAUUGUUGCGAAAAGUUAUCUACUGGGGAUGCACGGAAGGCGAGAUCCUUUUAAAUAAUAAUUCCAAAACGAACGCUAGAUGCAAUUGGUUGAGAAAUCUUUGUACCGCCACCAAAACAGCAGUUACCAAAUCUUCCACUUGUUUCCCAAUCUUCGCCGGUGAUCGUGUUUUCAUUGGUGAUUUGAUAAACGCUUUGUUACGCAUUAGCAACGGCUGGCUCAUUCUUGAUAAUUAUUUAAACAAGCAACAUUAUCCAAGCCUGGACGAUAAAUUCGACUGCGAGUUGCUGAGAUGCUUUCGUCUGUGGGAAGAGAGCACGCACGAACUGCUGAAUCGAAUCGUCCAUACGUUCUUAAAGCUGGAAGAGAACGGUGAUGUUUCUAAUUUCGAACAAAAAUCAGAAUCAUUUGGAACCUCUUUUCCAGGUGACGUUUCAAUUUACACGAAUCGUGACUUGCUCAAUUCGCCUUCAACUAUGAUUAUGUCGAAGCAGAAGUCCGAUAAUAAAAGGACCAAUCAAGAUUCCUGUAACGGUGCUCAGCUGUCAACCGGAAACCUGCGAAAUUUCAGCCUCUACAAUGUUAACCAGGAGAAACAGUCGUCCAUCCAGAAAGAAUCGAAAUUACGAAGGCACGCGGAAUCUGGAAGUCAGGCGAAUAGUAGAUUUCGUUCGAGGGGGAAUUCGUCCUCUGCCAAGACAGAUAUGUCCGCGCAAUCGGUGAACGCAGAAUUCUUUCAUCUGAGAAGCAAAAUUCUUACGGAGAGUAAUCAAGAUACAUGUAGACAAUGGUCAUUCAAGGAGAAGAAGCAAGAGUUUCCUGACAAUAAAGUUUCGUCGCAGGAAAAUGUUGAUACCAUAUUUAGACUACAACGUCAAUUAGAUGAAAAUUGUGAGAGCAAUUACGCUCAGAAAUGCUUAUCAAGGGUGGAAUCGUCGUUCCUGAAUCCUUCGAUUAAUUUAGAAUCUGUGUACUUUCCAUCUACUAACGAACACGAAAAUUUUUAUCACAGUUACGCUGUUUGUCCACCGUAUGCAGUGGAUUACGGAAACAAAAGUUCGAAAAAUUUCGAGCAGAAUCACAUGAAUAAAACGAACAUGGAUUUAGUUUACGUUGGCAAAUCAUCAACAAAUCAACUGGAACUGGCCGCCGUGCCAAAAGAUAAAAUGACGUUACUCAGUCAAAUAGAACCAAGUAUUCCGGAAAAAUCAUCGGAAGAGAUGACUGCCAAUUUGUCAGCCUGGUUUGCCAGUAUGAGGAACUCUGAUAACCGACAAAUGCCAUUUAUGAAUCUGACAGAUAUGAGUACAGAAACAGUUAUACCGCGAGGAUCAACGCGUCCAGAAGUGUUGAAGAAUACGAUGGAUCUCAAUAACUGUAUAAGACAAUUGCACAUCGACGCAAAUCGUCAGUUCCAAACGCUGCAGAAUAUACAGAGCGUCCAAACUGCACCUUGGAACGCAUACAAUUUGAUCAAUAAUCGUACUCAAGUACAACAAGUCUCUGAAGAGUAUGACAGUUCUGAGGAUGUUCGAGUAUAUAUGAAACCAGGAAGCUACAAUGUUCCAAAGAAAAGGCAUCAAAGAAGAUCCAAUCGUCGUUUAGAAAAUUCAUCUCGAAACGCUGCCAACGGGUCCUCGAACAAUCAUCGCAGUCAUUAUAUCAACAACAAAGAGAAGACAUUCUGCACUCCAGCAUCGUUAACACCUGCGUCCCGACCUUCUACGUCCAUAUCUAACAACGUUAAUACUUCUGCAAAUAUAAUGAAAGUACCUUUCCCGGCGACUCCUGUCGCACCGCCUCCGAUUUUCUCCCUCGAAAGUUCACCUAGGAUUUUAAAGCGAUCCAACACAUGUAAUUAUACCGUGUCUGAGGAUGUUACUUGGAAAGCAGCCUGCGCUUCCGCUGAAAUCUUAUUAGAGGCAUUGAACGUAAAAGAAGAUGUGGACGUUAAGAAAACGGAGAUCAAUCCUAUUGACGUUACCGAAAAGUUUGAUAAUGACAAAGAGAACAAUGACGAUGACACGACGUUUCAAGCGACGCAAGAUCAAGAGAAACUAGGAAGAAGUCUUCCGAAAAAUUUGAAAGACAAUAAUGAGGGUUGCGGCGGUGUUUCAAGUUACGAAGCAUCCGAAGAUGACUCUGGCUCCAUGAAUCACUUUUCCCCCAAUACGAGUAUCAACGAAGCUUUACAGUUGCCUGGUAAUAAGAAUGGUUCUAGUAAAAUGAAUGUAAAAACGGACUCGUGGUUGAUCAAAACAUUGAACAACGCUAAUAUGGCAAAUAAACAGAAACGACGGAAAAACAGUGCCGUUCCACAUAAUUCCGAAUCAUCAAACAGUUCCGUAACAGAAAAUGAACAGACGAUUCCUGUUGUUUCGCUAGUGACCAAUAGCACUGUAACAACAGUCGCAGCAACAACAACAACAGUGAAAAAUCUUCAACAGACUAUUAACUCGAGGAAAAGUUCGUGCAUUUCAUUGAACAAUGACCAAACAACGUCGGAAGAGACCAAACGUGUCAUAGGAAAAGCCACUUACUCGGAGACUGUACGACGUUACACGUCCUUAAGUACUUCGCUUUCGGAGAAGAAAGAAUUUUGUAAGAAAAGCAAAUUGAAUAUCGCCAAUGUAUCAACGAUCUGCAGCACUGUAAUACCGAUCCCUGGACGCAAGUGUCAGAGAAAAGAUUUCGAAAAAUCGUAUUAUCUCUUACAUAACAGAUCUCGUAAAUGUCCCGGCAAGAGAACAACGAAAAAUUGCGAUGUCAACGAUUCUCAAGUGGAGGAAAGAUCGAAAUCCACAGUCGCGGUAAAACACGGGAAGAAAAAGGAAAAUGCCGGAUGCAUCGAAUUUUUAGAUGGGAAAUUUGGUGGAAAGGUCAGCGACAGAGGUUGGUCCGUAUGGUAUAGUUCGAAAAGGAAACAAAGUCUCAGUCCGCUUGCGCUGAGCAAAUUAGAAAUGAUACAUCAGACAGUUUGGCAAAUGGAAGAAGCAGAAAUUUUCAAAUGUCCAUCUUCAGAAAACAACAGUGACAAGCAAUCUUCUUCAUACACAAUCGAAGACUAUUGUAAAGUUAUUAAAAGUCCAAUGUUCCUGGAAACGGUGGAAUACAAACUGAAGAAUCGAGUUUACCAUAAAGUAGAACAUGUGGUUAGAGACUUUCGUCGUAUCGUUUAUAAUUCAAAAUUAUAUCAUAAGGAUGAUCAUGAUCGAGUAAAAACUAUUGAAACACUGUCGAAGAAACUUGAAGAACUGUUCGAGGAACAUUUUGCGAGUUGGGACUUCGACAAUAUUAGUGGUAGUCCAAGGGAAAGUUCACCAGUGCUGCAUCGAUUUAAAAUGGCUGGACAAAAAUCAAUAACUGAACGUUACGGUAACACGAAGAAAUGUUCGUCUUCUUCGAUCACCGAUAACAUAUAA